This is a messenger RNA of Mangifera indica (mango), 1035 nucleotides long. RefSeq names its product pheromone-processing carboxypeptidase KEX1. NCBI's taxonomy places the organism in Eukaryota, Viridiplantae, Streptophyta, Magnoliopsida, Sapindales, Anacardiaceae. The record is from RefSeq and is a predicted model, not a curated record. The coding region runs from base 75 to 746 and encodes 223 amino acids. The transcript is spliced from 7 exons.
UAUUUUCUAAUGAAAACAUAUUUAGGUCAUAUUCGUAAAGUUUGCUGUUACCUUGGGUGAAGAAGAAGAAGAAGAUGAGCAGCAACAGGCAUGGCCCUCCGAAGCACCAAAAUCGAUACGCCUGGAAACCAAACGCCGGCGUCAAGAUCAACGAAAAAGAAGUUGGUGGCAAACUAAGACCUUACUCUGAGAUAACUGGAGUUUGUCAACGAUGUAAAGAACAAAUUGAUUGGAAACGCCGUUACGGCAAAUACAAACCCCUCACUGAGCCGGCCAAGUGUCAAAGUUGUUCGAAGAGGGCUGUGCGUCAAGCAUAUCAUAGUUUGUGCUCUGGUUGUGCUAAAGAGCAAAAUGUAUGCGCAAAGUGUCGCUGCCGUGUGAAUCAUAUAGUUGGAAGAGAUCUUGCUGAAGUAGAGGCUGAGCAAAAGAUGCUUGAGGAGGCUAUUAAAAAUGCUCGAGAAAGGGAUCGCAGGACUCUUCUGCGUGCUAUGGAAAAAGGUAAAUCUAAUGAUUCUGAGAAAGCCCCAACUAACAAAAAUAAGGUUGGUGAAUUAUUUCCCACAGCAUCACUUGAUGAAUACGCUGCCAAAAGCAGAGGUUACAAAGGCAGCAACGGUAAUGAGGAUGGAAUUGAUGAAAUCAGUGAUAAAGAUGAUAAUUUUGAUGAUGUUGACGAUGAAGAUGAAGAUGAAGAUGAUAACGUUGAAGAUGAAGCCAGUGAUAGUGAUCUUGAUAAGGAACAUUAAGAUAAUGUUGAAGAUGGGAAUAGAAUUUGUAACUAACAGAAGUGUAAACUGUUUCACAGUUGCUGCUUAUAUUAUGUGGAUGCUGUUUCCCAACAACAGACGCUUGGCUGAUUGUAGGUUCUUUUGUUUUAAGUGAUUUGCUAAAAGAACAUAUAUACUAGGAAGCAGAUUUCCAUUUCUUCUGUUUAGGAUGUUAUUUCAUAGAAAUGGUGCAUAUUAUUGCACUGUAAGCUUUGUUCAAUGAAAAUUUUGUAUGCAAUAUGAAUCCAGAAAUUCUGAAUUACAGCCA